This is a messenger RNA of Periophthalmus magnuspinnatus, 1639 nucleotides long. It is a transcript of the gene ptgis, whose product is annotated as prostaglandin I2 (prostacyclin) synthase. The transcript has 10 exons. Gene Ontology annotation, biological process: prostaglandin biosynthetic process. Gene Ontology annotation, molecular function: iron ion binding; oxidoreductase activity, acting on paired donors, with incorporation or reduction of molecular oxygen; prostaglandin-I synthase activity. The record is from RefSeq and is a predicted model, not a curated record. The coding region runs from base 59 to 1513 and encodes 484 amino acids. NCBI's taxonomy places the organism in Eukaryota, Metazoa, Chordata, Actinopteri, Gobiiformes, Gobiidae.
CUUGACUUCAGUAUGUGAGACUCAUUACUGAAAAGAAAGUGCUAGGCAUACAGGAACUAUGGUAUGGACUAUUUUGGCAAUUCUCAGUGGUCUGUUUAUACUUUUUCUCCUGUACUCUAAUCGCACAAGGAGGAGAAAUGAGCCACCCCUGGACAAAGGGCACAUACCUUGGUUGGGACAUGCCUUGGAGUUUGGGAAAGAUGCUGCAAAGUUUUUGGCCCGGAUGAAAGAAAAGCAUGGAGACAUCUUUACAGUGCGUGUUGCUGGAAUGUACCUGACGGUGCUGUUAGAUCCUCACUCGUUUGACUCGGUGCUGAAUGACGUGGGUUCCCUGGAGGUGGGAAACAGCCGAAAUAAACUACUAGAACAGAUCUUUGGCCUGCAGCUGAACGGCAUCAAGGACAGUGACGAGAGGAGCUGGAUGGAAAAGCAUUUUCAUGCAGUAAGUCUGACCAAACUUUGCAGUAAGAUGAAAACAAACAUGCAAAACCUGCUAAAGGAUGAUUUCAACGGCAACAAAAAUUGGAGACAAGACGGACUCUUCAACCUCUGUUACAGCUUGCUUUUUAGAGCUGGAUAUCUAACGCUAUUUGGCAGUGAAGGCAAUGCUUCUGCUGUGUAUAAGGAGUUCCGCAAGUUUGAUGAUCGUCUCACCAAACUGGCUCGUAAAUCGCUCAAGCGCGAUGAAAAGCAAUUGUUCACUUCAGCCCGAGAGAAACUAUGGGAUCUGCUGUCUCCGAAAUGUCUUGAAUCAACGCCCAAACCCUGGCAGCAGGACUAUAUUGAUUUCCUUAAAAAAGAGGGAGUUGAUGCUGAGAUGCAAACCAGAGCGUUACUGCUGCAGCUUUGGACCACACAGUGCAAUGCCGGACCUGCUGCCUUUUGGCUUCUUGGCUUUCUGCUCACUCACCCCGAGGCCAUGGAAGCAGUGAAAUCAGAGCUCAAACAUCUAACUCCACAGGACAGCCCCCCAAAGUCGGCCCCCCUCCAGGAGCCAGGAGCUCACCCCACCACACCUGUGUUUGACAGUGUUCUCAGUGAAACCCUCAGGCUCACAGCAGCUGUAAUGAUCAACAGAGACGUGGUCCAGGACAAGAGCGUGUGCAUGGCCGACGGGCGCCAAUACUUCCUCCGGAAAGGGGACAAAGUCUGUCUCUUUCCAUUCCUCAGCCCUCAGAUGAACGAGGAGAUACACGAGCAACCACAGAUGUUUAAGUAUGACCGCUUCCUAAAUGAGGAUAUGACAGUGAAGAGGACAUUUUACAAAGAUGGGAGACAGCUAAAGCACUACAGCAUGCCGUGGGGAGCAGGCGGAAACAUGUGUGUGGGGAAAGAGUUUGCUGUCUUCACCAUCAAACAGUUUGUGUCCCUGGUCCUGACACAUCUGGAUGUAGAGUUGUGUGAGCCAGGAGCCAGGCUCCCCCCAGUGGACCCAGGUCGAUACGGCUUUGGGAUGUUGAAGCCCCAUGGAGACGUGCAGGUGCGCUGCAGGCUGAGGACGACACAGCACUGAGUAUGGAAGAAGAGGGUUUAUUUAAUAUUGUGUGACAUAUAAUGUAUGUAAAACAGUUGUGUGGUUAUAUCUAUCUUGCACUUUACCAAACUCUGUCUGUUUGUACUGAAUAAAGUGACAAACCUC